Molecule: messenger RNA, 885 nt
Organism: Symbiodinium sp. CCMP2456
Lineage: Eukaryota; Dinophyceae; Suessiales; Symbiodiniaceae
Source: the annotation of a GenBank genome assembly
AUGGUGCCAAUGACACGCGAUCCGUCGUUUGAAGGGCCUGGGCCGGUCCGGGCAAACUCUGAUGGGAUCGUGCCAUUCCUGCGCAUGGUCCCUGACAGCGCUCCGAUGCAGGAGGAAAUCGUCUUCUUCCCCAAGAGCUUUUCGGAGGUGCAGAUGCCAUCAUCGCGCCUCUCGUUCCAGCAGAUGCCGGCCAGCAAUUCGGACGGCCUGCUGGCCAACCGUGCUUUCCUGGCCGCGGUCGACGCGGCAAGAGCACAGGCGGCUCAGAAAGCGGAGGAAGCAGCAACUCGCUUGCCGGGCGGCGUCAAGCGGCAAGCUCCGCUCUGUUUGAGCCAGCUGUCCACGGAGAAGCUCUACGAGGGUAAAAUUGUCAUAGCCUUCAAAUUGGGCUACUCGCCUGCACUUGGGCCGACGACGAAGGGGUCUCACAGGGCGGUGCAAGUUGCAGAUAGGAUGCGACUCCUUGUGGACAUCAACGCGGACGUCCUAGGCCUGCUUCGCUGGAAGCAUGUGAAGGGGGUGCCCAGGAAACUCCUGAAAGCGGGUGGCAACUUGGCCAACCUUCGUGUCGAGAAGGUGCGAGGAGAGAGAUUGACUCUGCGCCUGGAGUGCAUCGGCCUCCCCGGGCAGACCUUUGAGGAGACGGAGUACCCCGACAUUGUUGCUCGGGUGUACGACUGGGCCUUCGAGCCAAAGCUGGUCGAGGCCUCUGUCGAAGAACCAGAAGUCCUUCCGACGGCUGCGAAGACGCAGCGGCUUGGGAAAAUGGGCCCAAGAAACGUCGGGGACGGCGAGGGGCUCGCAAUCCGCGGGCCCGCGCCCUUUAAUGCCCGCAGGUUCCUUCGACCUGGCAAGUGCGGGCCACGCCACUCGCAGCAGACAUGA